Pediculus humanus corporis (human body louse) is the source of this 480-nucleotide messenger RNA. RefSeq lists its product as uncharacterized. The record is from RefSeq and is a predicted model, not a curated record. NCBI's taxonomy places the organism in Eukaryota, Metazoa, Arthropoda, Insecta, Psocodea, Pediculidae. The coding region runs from base 1 to 480 and encodes 159 amino acids. Gene Ontology annotation, molecular function: chitin binding. Gene Ontology annotation, cellular component: extracellular region. The transcript is spliced from 4 exons.
AUGUUACACCGAAUUCAAAAACUAUCACCUCAAACAGAUAAUUUGCCAAAAAUAGUCACGCCCGAAAACAUUGACAGUGGAAUAAAAACUUUAACUCUCAUACUUGAGCGACUGCAAAAGGAAAAACAGGCACAAUCGAUCGCAUCACAGAGAACUGUAUGGCAUUAUUGUGAUUUAAAUGGUGGACAAGCAUCAUUUUUAUGUCCUAAUGGUACGAUAUUCAGUCAAGUUGCAUUAACAUGCGAUUGGUGGUUCAAUGUAAAAUGCUCAUCAACAUCACAAUUAUAUGUGUUAAAUGAAAGACUAUAUAAAUACAUUUUACCAUUUUCUCCGAGUUUUCCAGAAGAUUUUUCUGGACCUGUUGUAGAUAGAUACUUAACGGCUAAAUUCAAGGAAAUGGAAAAAAAAAAUAAAAAUAAGGCGUUACCAUCGACAACUUUGAAACCUGAAUUUAUUUCCGACGAACAAAAAGAUCAUUAA